This is a messenger RNA of Papaver somniferum (opium poppy), 1437 nucleotides long. Its product is annotated as pentatricopeptide repeat-containing protein At3g16010-like. The transcript is spliced from 4 exons. Lineage: Eukaryota; Viridiplantae; Streptophyta; Magnoliopsida; Ranunculales; Papaveraceae. Bases 1 to 1437 code for a protein of 478 amino acids. The record is from RefSeq and is a predicted model, not a curated record. Gene Ontology annotation, molecular function: protein binding.
AUGCCUAUGGAUGAAUUUCUACCCGAAGACAAUUAUGAAGAUGGACCAGUUAAUUUGGUUUCUCCUCAAGAAAGUCGAAUGAUAGAAUUUGUUGAUUCCUCAGAUUAUUGGGUUGUUCAGAGGAAAGAGUUAGCUGAUCAAAUGUGGGAAAGAUGGACUGCACGUAGACGUAGACGCGUAAUUGAUACAGCAUUGCUAAUAUUUGAUCAUAUGAAGGAUUUGAAAUGUGAACCAGAUACUAUCACAUUCAAUACAGUUUUAGCAAUUUUGGGCCGUGUUGGUCGUGUCGAUGAAUUGCUACAUCAGUUUUCUUCAAUGAAGGAAACCGACAUGGUGCCAAACAUAGUCUCUUACAACACAUUAAUCACCAGUUUGCGAAAACUGGGAAGGAUGGAUCUGUGCUUAGUUUUCCUGCAAGAAAUGUGUGAAAGAGGACUUAAGCCAGAUCUCCUUACCUAUACUGCUUUAAUUGAAGGAUUUGGGCGGCUAGGGCAUACUGAGGAAGCACUGAGACUCUUUGGAGACAUGAAAACAAGAGGUGUACGUCCUUCUAUAUACAUUUACCGUGGAUUGAAGAAAGUAAUGGCACCUCAUCGGAGUUGGGUAGAAGCUGAAGAUAACGUAUUGGUUGAUAUAUUGACGGAACUUACGCUCGAUGGCAAGUGGAAAAGUGAUACCGGAUUUAAAUCGGGCUACUUGAAAGUUAUUGAGCAGAAACUAACUGAGAAACUACCAACUUGUGGGUUAACUACUACCAACAUCGAUUCUAGAAUCAAGACUUUGAAGAAACAUGCGAUGGCCAUCAAUGAAAUGGUAACUAUUGGCAGUGGGUUUGAAUUUGAUUACAUAAACAACAAGCUUGUGUGCGAAAAAAGUUUAUUUGAUGACUGGGCUAAGUCUCAUACAAAUGCAAAGGGACUGUAUGGGAAAGCAUUCCCUCAUUUAGAUGCAUUAGUUGAGAUAUUUGCUGAAGAUAGGGCAAAUGGUAAAGGGGCUGCUUCACUUGCUGAAGAACUAGAAGAGAUCGAGAAAGAAGGCGAACAAGAAAAGGAAGAAGAAAAUGAUCAACAACAAAGUAAUCAGUCCGAGUCAAAUAGUGGUAAAGGUAGAAGGAAAAGGGUACGUUCAUCAUCCUUUGGCAUUGUAUCCGGUGAAUCAAGUGGAGAUUCAAAUGGCCUUAGUUUGAUGGCUAAUUCGUUUAGCAAAUUUGUGACGGGUACACUUGAUCACUUUGAAGCGGUUCGUGUGUCCCUUGCUCAAGAAGCCGAUGUCAAUAAACGCUUGUUUGAGGAGUUGAAUAAGAUAGAUGGGCUCACUGAAGAUGAGGUGAUAGAUGCCGCAUCUAUUAUUCUCGAUUCAUCUACAAAAACAAAGGUUUUCUUCGGCAUGGGGGAAGAAAAACGAUCCAACUAUGUGAAGAACAAGAUUCUUAAGUAA